UGUGCACAACACCAGUAAUUACACCCCGGUCCGUCGCAGAAAUACCACGCAGUGUGAUUCGUCAUCAGCAGCAGACGCACAACCACAAGAUUACCACCAGCAACAAUGCUUUUCUACUCGUUUUUCAAGUCUCUGGUGGGGAAGGAUGUGGUGGUGGAGCUGAAAAACGACCUGAGCAUCUGUGGAACGCUUCAUUCUGUUGACCAGUACCUGAACAUCAAGCUCACAGACAUCAGUGUCACAGAUCCAGAGAAAUAUCCACACAUGCUGUCGGUGAAAAACUGUUUCAUCCGUGGGUCUGUGGUGCGGUACGUUCAGCUUCCUGCAGAUGAAGUUGACACUCAGCUGCUGCAAGACGCUGCGCGAAAAGAAGCAAUGCAGCAGAAGCAGUGAUUUACCUGCACGAUGGGGUUUAGUUCUGGGGGGGGUGUAUGUGUGGGGGUGCUUGUGACAGAUGUUAAGUAGUUAAAGUUUUCAGUUAAUUUCAUUUCAGUUCUUGUCAUUAAGCAGUAUUGGUCAUUAGCCUCUGCUCUUUCACAAAGAUUUUAAGUGCAUUCCUGACAUUAGCGAUCAAUAAUUUACAUAACUGUAAUAAUCCAAGUAAUUUGUUUAGUUACUAAAAGAAAUGGUGCAAAGAUGCAAUUUUGAGCCCAGUGAAGGCAAAGAUUUGUUGUAAUGAUUCUUUUGCAUAAAACCAGCACUGUUGCUUAUGACUGGGAUUUUUUUUUAUGCCACUUCAAAAUAAAAAGCUAUUUUAUUUACA
This is a messenger RNA of Hippoglossus stenolepis (Pacific halibut), 763 nucleotides long. It is a transcript of the gene lsm2, whose product is annotated as smx5. Gene Ontology annotation, molecular function: RNA binding. Gene Ontology annotation, biological process: mRNA splicing, via spliceosome. The record is from RefSeq and is a predicted model, not a curated record. Lineage: Eukaryota; Metazoa; Chordata; Actinopteri; Pleuronectiformes; Pleuronectidae. The coding region runs from base 106 to 393 and encodes 95 amino acids. Gene Ontology annotation, cellular component: precatalytic spliceosome; U6 snRNP; catalytic step 2 spliceosome. The transcript is spliced from 5 exons.